Messenger RNA from Chondrus crispus (carragheen), 918 nucleotides. RefSeq lists its product as hypothetical. The record is from RefSeq and is a predicted model, not a curated record. Gene Ontology annotation, molecular function: prenyltransferase activity. The transcript has 3 exons. Lineage: Eukaryota; Rhodophyta; Florideophyceae; Gigartinales; Gigartinaceae. Gene Ontology annotation, biological process: menaquinone biosynthetic process; phylloquinone biosynthetic process. Gene Ontology annotation, cellular component: membrane. The coding region runs from base 1 to 918 and encodes 305 amino acids.
AUGUACACCGUCGCAAUUACCCCCAUCCUCGUCGGCUCCCUCGCCGCGCAUGCCGAGACCGGCUUCCUUUCUCUUCGCACUCUCUGUCACUUUCUUCUUUCCGCCGUUCUCAUCAUUGCUUGGCUCAACAUUACCAAUGACGUCUUCGACUAUGACGCAGGAAUUGACGGCAACAAGCCAGAGUCAAUCGUCAACCUCUGCGGAGCCACCCGCACCGCCCGGAACACGCUCUUUCUUAUUGCCAACGUGAUCCUUGCCGCAGGUUUUGCCUGCCUCGCGAAACUCUCAAAAACGGGCGGCCAAUUUGAUCCGACAGUCCCUGCACUCAUCUCCGUCGCAGUCGCUGGCGGUUACGUGUACCAAGGCCCACCCUUUCGCCUGAGCCACUACGGCCUCGGGGAGCCCAUUUGUUUCGUCACCUGGACCAUCUCCCUGUCGGCGCGCAUGCGCUACGUCCUGCAGGAACUUCUCUUCUCGUCCCACCAUUACCUACUCGCGGCAGCCUUCCUGGUGGCCACGCCCACCGCUCUCAUCCUUCUCUGCUCACACUUUCACCAGCUGGACGACGACAAGCUCGCCGGCAAGCGCUCGCCAAUUGUUAGGCUGGGGACCCUGCGCGCUUCUAUCUUGCUUGAAGCCGCACUUUUCGCAUUUAUGUCGGCGCAUUCUGUGUUUUAUGGCAUGGGGAUGCUGCCCGUACGGCCCUUCUUUUUGUCACUGUUGGCGAUUCCCAGCGGGGUCAAGCUCGGUGCCUUUGUGCGCAAGAACCAUCAAACGCCGCAUGCGGUAAGACCGGCCAAGUACCAUGCUGUUAGGUUCCAUUUUGUGCAUGGCAUUUUGAUUUCAAUCGGGUUUUGGCUGACCACGCCAGCUGCACCAAAAAGAAUAAAGCAGUGCUAUCAGCACUUUUUAGUAUAG